AUGCUCAUCUAUCGACGAUCAAACACAUCAGCACUGCCAUUACCGCCCAAACCUGAACCAAUUGUUGUGGUCGAGUUACCGAUACCUCCAGUAACUGCUGAUGAGACGGAAGGUGGUUGUACUUCUGAAGUGAAUCCUUAUGGAACUGGGUGCAUAGGCGCAACUUCAUCCGGUCUGUUGGGCGGCAAUUUUCUUCCAGAUGGAAAACACGUUACGGCAUCCUUAACGUACGCAGGGGCACCCGCCGCUCCAGAUCCGGCUAGCAUAUAUACAGGGCUCCAGUUGAUAACCGUUAAAGUGGACGGGACAGUUUUCCCCAAUGGCGAUCCGUGGAAAUGCAUUACUUGCGGAGUCCCAGCAGACCAACAAGUUUCCUUCAACGGCUCAACCACCGACUACCAGUAUCCUCAAGCGUUUACUGAUGGCGUACGUGUCCUUGCUGGCGAGUGGAUCAUCGAUUGCGGCUCCGAGCAGCUUGCCAGUCCAGAGUGCACCCCGGAUAAGGUGCAUAUCUAUCCCAUUCGAUGGAAUGUCACACCUGAUGGCUCUGGGGCUGGUGGCAGCAUACGAGAGCUGCGCAAACACCCUGAUGAUGUACACAUUAGCUUCAAUGCCUUGACUUAUUCUGGUGUUUCUACGUCCCAAUUUGGAUACUUCGCCCGACUACAGUUCAACCCAUCACCCACAACAGGGACGCCGCUUACUCCCCGGUACGAUCUUGUCAAUGUCACUAUGUUGUAUGAUCUAGAUGGCCUGCCCACGAUCUCUGUUGAUGGCAACAACUUGACCAUCAAUUCCCAAGCAAUCGUGGUAGGCGAGGUACGUGGUUUGAGUGGACUUGGACACCAGGUGCACUAUAUUGAAUUUCCUGCGGAAUCAUGCAACAUCGAUAUAUUUAGAGUGAGCCUUGUGACUGGUGAGGUGACAAGAGUUACCAGCGACCCAGAGUACGUGGACCCGAUUGAUACAUCCUCCGAUGGCAACUGGAUCGUGAUCAUGGAUACUACCACAACGAAUCGAAUGAUGUUUCUAGCCGGCAUGCGCGGUAUUCCUCCUCUCAUCGACACACUUAUUACUGGCGCAGUCUCGUCCGUUCGGAACAAUGGGAUACGACGGUUCUUCCAGCCCUGGAUCGUCGACCGCUAUGGCGACCGUUAUUACGACGAUGGCGAGUACUAUCAAGGCCAACAGCUGAAUGGUGCCGGCGACGGUAGCCCCGGUAGUGUGAAUGACGACAACUGGAAUGGCAUGGCUGAUCCGAGAUGGUCCUUGGAUGGAACCCGUAUCACAUACUUUCAAACUCUUGUUCAAGCCCCGAAUUGUGGUGGUGUGAAUCCGCUGCCAUGUCCCAACUCUACCGAACCAGGUGGACGAACAGUGAGGUUGAUGAUGGCAACACUCACGAGUCGCCAGCCACUGAAAUGGGAGCCAGUACCGCUAGUGUCGGAUGUCAUCCCAUGGGGAAGAGAGUACGUACCGGGCAGCGCAAACCCAGUGGCAACGACCGUGCCUGCGGGCAAUUAUACUCUGUCAGGCAACGUCAGUGGUUACGCUGAGGUUGGUUUCAUAAUGAACAGUGCCAAUACUUCCAUCGGGACCGUGGCAGCUACUUACUAUAACUACUCCGACAAUGGCGAGAACUACAUCUCUGGCACUGAGCAGGUUGCCGCCAGCUCUCCGAGCGCCACGUUGAUCCAUGUAGACUGGUAUUCUGACCUCCAUUCCACCGGUAUCAGCAACAGCUCCAAGAUAACUGGACCAGGCGGGUUCCAUUUCGAGAUUGACCUCGAAGAAAACAAGUUUUAUGCAAAUGGCUCUUUGACGACGAUCGUAGAUGGAGUGGUCUACACACAACCUGCGAAUGGGAGUUGA
This is a messenger RNA of Mollisia scopiformis, 1872 nucleotides long. RefSeq lists its product as uncharacterized. The record is from RefSeq and is a predicted model, not a curated record. Lineage: Eukaryota; Fungi; Ascomycota; Leotiomycetes; Helotiales; Mollisiaceae. The coding region runs from base 1 to 1872 and encodes 623 amino acids. The transcript has a single exon.